UAAAAGGGGCGGGUUUUAAUGUAAGCUAUUCCGGCUCGCUAUUGGCUGCUCAUCUUAGCGUUAAAGAGAAAAUCUCUUUUGCUCGGAGUUGCUGUUUCAGCUGUGUAGUUGAACGUCAAUGGAGGAAUCCGAAGGCUAAAGUUAAGAGUCAGAGAGAUGUCUGUGGAGGCCGAGUCAUUGCUGCAGGAGGUGAAGGAGUGCAUAGAAGCAGCUCAGAACUACAGGACUGAACUGCAGCAGAGAAUACAGGGACUGAGCCAGGCUCGCAAACAGGUGCGGGGAAGCUCCACUCACACUCGCGAGGUUUUGAAACGUCAUUUUCAGGAUCUCCAGGUGACGCUGAGCCGUUUGCUAAAUGAGCGGCUGAACGCACUCCUACAGGAAGUGGACACCAUCGAGCAGGACAGCAUCAGUCCACUAGAUGACUGCCAGAAGCUCAUUGAACAUGGCGUCAAAAUGGCGGACGAGCUCUUGCGUGAAGGUGAAGCUGCGAUACGCUGUGGGAUCAGUGACCGAGAGGACAAACUGUGCAGCUUCGCUAAAAAAGCCCUACACAUCCAACUAGACAGCCUCCCCGAGGUGCCGGCGCUGGUGGACGUGCCGUGUGUGUCGGCGCAGUUAGACGACUCGUUGCUGUGUGUGAUGCAGGAGCGAAUGGUGCGUCAUGGGAGUGUGUCGUCACAUCCGCCUGUACAGAUAGAGGAGCUGGUUGAGAGAGCAGGUGGAGUGCUGGUGCGCUGGAGCAAGGUGGAUGAGGACUUCUUCCCUCAGGAGUACAGACUGCAGUACAGACGCAGUAGCUCCACCCACUAUGAAGACGCCUACAUCGGGAGCGAGUGUGAGUUUCUGCUGCUGCACCUGGACCCUCACACGGAUUACCUGUUCCGAGUGUGUGCGCGUGGCGAGGGACGCACCGAAUGGAGCCCAUGGAGCGUCCCACAGACCGGAUACACAACACUCACAGCACACGAGUGGAGUUCAGGUGUGGACGGCUAUAUUCUGAGCAGCAGGAGGAACAUGGCCCUGCGCAGUGACUCGUCUUCUUCAGGCAGCACUUCAGUGCUUUACUCCAACUCGUCGUCUUACUUCUGUGGACAAACUCUCACCUUCAAGAUUACAGCAGCUGGACAGAUAGAUAAGCGUGACAGUGUGGGGGUGUGUGUGGAUAAACGCAGUGAUUCAGAAUCUCUGCAGAGGGACCAGGCUGUCUGUAUCUCCACUAACGGUGCUGUGUUCGUUAACGGGAAAGAAAUGACCAAUCAGCUACCUGCCGUCACCAUCGGCUCGGCCAUCACCUUCGACAUGGAAGUGGUCAGCAUUUUUCCCGCCAACAACAAUAACCCAAAUGAUGCGAGCAGCUUCAAACUGCGGGUUACGAUUGGUUCAGGGAACAGAGAGGUGGUUUUCGAUUGGCUGCUCGACCAAGUUGUGGACUGCCUCUUCUUUGGCUGUUCCUUCACACACCCGGGCUGGAAAGUGCUAGUUUUCUAGAUGCCGCACUUCCUUGUUUUGCUGAUUUGCUUUUCUUAGAUUUGUAUCUUGAUGUCAAAGCUGUUUACAGUGUUUACUCACAGCACACAGAGUUUUGUUUUGGUUUUUAUUUACAUUGCAGCCACCAUGUAAAAUGUUGAACUUC
This is a messenger RNA of Tachysurus fulvidraco (yellow catfish), 1636 nucleotides long. It is a transcript of the gene crlf3, whose product is annotated as cytokine receptor-like factor 3. The record is from RefSeq and is a predicted model, not a curated record. The transcript has 9 exons. NCBI's taxonomy places the organism in Eukaryota, Metazoa, Chordata, Actinopteri, Siluriformes, Bagridae. Gene Ontology annotation, molecular function: protein binding. The coding region runs from base 157 to 1491 and encodes 444 amino acids.